Messenger RNA from Ilex paraguariensis (yerba mate), 546 nucleotides. NCBI's taxonomy places the organism in Eukaryota, Viridiplantae, Streptophyta, Magnoliopsida, Aquifoliales, Aquifoliaceae. The record is from the annotation of a GenBank genome assembly.
AUGGUGAUCUAUUUUCCACACUGGGACCUUUCUAAAUCUCCUAAGUUUUUGCCCAGAGAAAAAGCUGAUGACAUUCCUUUCUCAUCAAGAGAGCUCACAAACAUUCUUCAACUCUUCUCCUUCUCUCGAGGCUCUCCCCAAGCCGAAGUCAUGGAAGAUUCGCUUCGACAAUGCGAGUUUAAGCCUAUUGAAGGAGAGAUCAAGAUUUGUGCCACUUCCUUAGAAUCAAUGCUUGAUUUUAACUAUACUGUCUUGGCAGCACCCAAAGAAAUAUCAGCUACCAAUUUGGUGGCUUGUCACAGACUGAGUUACCCUUAUGCAGUUUUCCACUGUCAUAGUACAGAAAGUAAGAUUAGGGUAUUCAAGGUUUUACUGGCAGGUGAGGAUGGAGCUAAGGUGUAUGCCGUUGCUGUUUGCCACACGGACACCACUCAAUGGAGCCGGAAUCAUGUGUCCUUUCGUAUGCUCGGCACUGAGCCGGGGCUUCCUGUUUGCCACUUCUUCCAAGCAGAUCAUUUUGUAUGGAUUUCAUCGCCUACUUCUUGA